Glycine soja is the source of this 576-nucleotide messenger RNA. RefSeq lists its product as uncharacterized. Lineage: Eukaryota; Viridiplantae; Streptophyta; Magnoliopsida; Fabales; Fabaceae. Bases 1 to 576 code for a protein of 191 amino acids. The record is from RefSeq and is a predicted model, not a curated record. Gene Ontology annotation, molecular function: nucleic acid binding; RNA-DNA hybrid ribonuclease activity. The transcript has a single exon.
AUGCAUCCAGAAUUUCCGGAUGAGGACAUCAUGUCCUUUUUUGAGGACGAAGUAGAUGAUGAAGAUAAGGACAAAUGGAUUGUGUGGUUUGACUACGCGUCUAAUGCACUAGGCCAUGGAGUUGGGGCGAUUUUGGUUUCCCCUGACAAACAAUAUAUACGUUUCAUGGCUAGAUUGGGUUUUGACUACACAAAUAACAUAGCUGAGUAUGAGGUAUGCGCCCUUGGGAUCCAAGCGGUAAUUGACUUUAAGGUCAAGUUGCUCAAGGUAUAUGGGGACUCAGCCUUGGUAAUCCACCAGUUGAGAGGGGAAUGGGAGACCAGGGAUCAUAAGUUGGUAUCCUACCAGGCCUACAUCAGGAAGUUGAUAGAAUUCUUUGAUGACAUAAUCUUUUAUCACAUUCCUCGAAAGGAGAAUCAGAUGGAUGAUGCCCUUGCCACUCUAGCGUCCAUGUUCCAAUUAACCCCACACGGGGAUUUUCCAUACAUCGAAUUCAGAUGUCGUGGCAAGCCUGCAUAUUUCUGCUUGAUAGAAGAAGAGCAGGAUGGUAAACCUUGGUACUUCAAUAUCAAAUGA